AUGUGGAGUUGCGGCAGCGCAUCACACCAUCGAGGUGACGAUGGCUCCAACGCUGUCAAAAACUUGACCGAUGGCGCCUUCACCAUCACUGGCAAGCCUUCCAAAGGUUCACCUGUAAACGCACUUGGCACGAUUCCGCUUACUUCUGGGCAAUACUUCGAGGACGGUGAUGGACCGUUUAUCGGAGUUGGGAAGCUGGAGAGCUUUGCACAAGGAUACAAGUGUAAGGGUCUCCUGUUUGGCGGCCCGGGCAAUUUGUCCAACGGCUCUGCGCUCAUGAAAGGCGAGUUUGGGGAGCAGGUCUCGAAGGGAUCGGUCGUUGGCAUCCUCUUCGAAAUGACUUCAGACCUUGUGACGCUGACCGUGUACCAAGACGGACGAUGCCUGGGGCCGGCAUUUACAGCGAAGCGACAGGAGAAGGGGCAGCUCUUUCCACUGGUUCAGGCGAAGAGUGAUGGCGACACCUUUCGGAUCGCCUUUAAGGCCCCGCCGGCAGUCCGCAGCAGAGAAGCUGGCAGCCAGGAGGGAUUCGAGGGGAGUUGGGCGAUCGAGAAGAUGAUGGUUGGUCCCGAACUCGGCGAGUACCCGCUUUCCACAAAGAUGAACGAGAAGCCAGUCGUACUAAAAGUUACCACCGGCCCAAACGGCGCUGUUCGGAUGGGCGCCAAAGUUGUGAACGUGCUGAAUUUUUCCGCAUCCUCGAGUGCCGAUGCCAGCUUGGCUCCGUUUGAUGCCUUGACAGUGAAUCCUGGCAUCUCAACGAUGAUGGCAGGCCCGGAGCCUAUGAUGGACGCCGAGUCGAAGCUUUCGACCGGACUUCAGGGUGCUCGCAAGUGGAUAGUUUCUAAGGGCCAGCUGCUGAUCAAUGGACCAACCUUUGAGAUCUCUUGCGCUCGCCACGUUGAAUCGUUCGAACCUGUGGAUACGGAGAUCUGA
Molecule: messenger RNA, 936 nt
Organism: Symbiodinium sp. CCMP2592
Lineage: Eukaryota; Dinophyceae; Suessiales; Symbiodiniaceae
Source: the annotation of a GenBank genome assembly